AGUUGCAAAAAUCCCUGCUGAAGUCGUACGAAGAACGUGAACCUGCAAAAUCUCAAGCAUGUGGUAGUAGCCAGGUCAAUGUACAUCAACCUGGUCCACUUUUUAGUGAUAUAGUAAAACAGAAGAAUAGGGACAACUCAUCUAUUCUUUUGAUUCAAUCUGUUGGGAGCAACUCCUCUGACACAAGCAAGGUGUUAGAUGACAUAAAAUCAUCUGUCAAUUUGGCCAGCAUGAAUAUAUGU
Acanthoscelides obtectus is the source of this 242-nucleotide messenger RNA. The record is from the annotation of a GenBank genome assembly. Lineage: Eukaryota; Metazoa; Arthropoda; Insecta; Coleoptera; Chrysomelidae.